AUCAAACUCUCUGGAAACUAAGAAAGGUUUUACUGUGAACCGUGGAGUCCACAGGAGGCUCCACGUCGGCCCCUGAAGAAACCUGAGAGUCUGAUCUGAUGACAGGGUUUGGAGACGUGCAGUUGGUCUUGUUGGUCAGACUGUGAGCUUUUGUUGAGGCCACAGACACAGGAGUGAGGGUGGAUGGUUUGGACACUUCCUGUUUAGGUGCAGGGAUGGUCACAGGCCGAUCCACUGGAGUCAGGACCUGGAGUAGAGAGGCUUCUAUUUUUGGCGUUUAAUCACUGGGGAAAGUUUGAAACGUCUGACAAGCUUUUUUCUUUUUCUGUUACCACUAGGACCACAACAGUAGGAGAGCACUUCACGCGCUCAGAUGACGUCACACUCGGGAGCUUCUUUAAUCAAAUAAUACAGUACCAACAAACGAACACGAGAAUGCUAAUUUUACUGUAUCCAAAUUAAAAAAUAUUUAGUUGUAUUCAUGUGCGCAGAUAUGCACCUGCGCCACAAGGGGGCACUGGUGUAACAGUCGAUAGUCUUGUGUAAAGAUGUGUAAAUAUGAUUAAUUCAUGUUUUAUAUUUUUAGUUUCAAAUGUUACUUUGUACGUUAACAUUUAAAUGUAUCAGAAAAAAUAACGAUCUCAUCAAAACAGAAUAUAGUUGCGUACCAAUCAAUGUACAGUAUUUGACGUAUCAACAUUCAAAACUAACAAGCGAACGAUUUUAAAACCACCCGCCCUCAGUGUCCAUUUCCGGGUUGUUACGUAAUUUCCUGUACAAGUAAUUCCACAUACAAUGUGAAUAUACGGGUAAAAACUAAAUUAUGACGAUUAAAAACUAAAUUAUGACUAUGUUCAUGUUAUCAAAUUAUAUGUAGAUAUAAUUUUUAUAUACGCACGUUUUGUGUUAAAACGUUAUCCACGGCUGUCGUCAUCAACGUUUGACAAAAACUUCCUGUUACUGCGCAGGCGCGUAUUGAAGCGCAAAAAAUUCAAAACUGUAGACGUUAGCUCUGUCGCUCUGUGUUAAAAGAAGAGCAUAGUGAGUUACUAUAGCGCUAAAGUUGAAAUGAAGAGUUAUUUUUAGCUUUUUAACUUGGGCUCCACAACACCCGAGCUGCAGUAAAGGACGAGCCGUGAACAACUCACCGUAACAAGUUGAAGAUGGAGCUCCAGGAAGUUGCAGACAAUGAUGAAACCGUUGGAUUUUCCAAGAGGCGUAUUUCAUCAAUUUUAAAAGUGCCCAGAAAAUCGGCCAGAUUCACAGAUCAAGAGCAACAAGAGAAUGUGGUGCAGUGUGCCAAACCAUUUGAAAAAAGAUCUUCAAAAAGAGUCAGUUUUGCACCUGGCGACAAUGUCCUUGUCUUUUCAAAGGAUGUCAAAAGUACCGCUUCUUCCCAGAGAAUUCCUCAAGAAUUGAAGACAGCAUCCGGAGAAACAACACAAAACAGGGUCACAGGGGCUGGAGAUGGCACACAGAAUAUGAUGGGAAAGCAAUCCGUCCUGAACGAUCCUUUGCGUGCUUCUCAGGAUCAGAUCCGCUGUGACAGAGAUGAGGGCAUAGGAGAGAAAACAGUGGUGUUUUCCUCUGAUGAUGCGUACAUGGACAUGACGCAAAGUCACAGCGUAAAUGUCGCCCACUACACAGAACUCCUUGAAGAAGGUUUUCCAAACUUUGGAGAGAAAACAGUUAUGUUUACAGCAAAUGAUGCAUCCAUGGAUUUGACUCUGAAUCAUACUAUGAAAAUAACAGAAGGAAACGCUUCACGCCGCGAUGGCCGACACUUGGAUUUAAAUGUUGAUAAAAGAAGUUUGCCCUCAACCAUUCCCAUUUUAGAUCUAGGGUUUGAGGGCUUACUUGCAAGUCUCUCUAAGCCCAGUCUCCCUGCGUCCAACAACUCCUUCCCGCACAUGGGCUCAGAAACGAGAGAUGUGGAUAAAGAGAAUUGGUUCCCGGCGUCACGUCCAGCCGGAAUGGAGAAGUCCAUAAAUACUUUCAGGAACCACGCAGAAGCAUCUCAGCGUAGUGUGCUUUUUCCAGACAACGACGUCAGCAUGAAUUUGACUGAAGUUCAAACUUCCAGCAUUCUGGGCAUCACAGAUGCCAACGAUCAGUUCAAGUUCAUUUUUCCCACACAAGAUACAUGUGUGUCCACAGACAAAAGUGUGCCCCAGAAAAAUGAGACCAACAGGACCAGUUCUGUGUCCAAAGAUAUGACAUUUUCAAAGAAUACACAUAGAGCUUCCACUCAAAAACACAAGGUCGAUUUUGAUGCCGGAUACGAGAAGACGAUCAUUUUCAACACUGACAAUGAUUUCAUGGACCCCACUCAAAGCUGCACUGUCAACAUUGCCCGUGCUGUUGCGGCGCCUCAGAAGGUGUCGGGCGAUGGCUUGGAUCUAGCAACAGCUUCCUGUCCGGUCUCUUUAAAACACCUAGCCACAGUGGUAACAAUCUGCCCUCUGCCCCGGGAUCAACGAAAGGCAACAGUGACACUGACAGCAACUCCACAAGAAAGUCUGCCGUGCGUAAAGCUGUUUGUUCACUGAACACGAGGCGGAGCUGCCGUAAA
Messenger RNA from Cynoglossus semilaevis (tongue sole), 2572 nucleotides. RefSeq lists its product as uncharacterized. The transcript has 12 exons. Bases 1164 to 2549 code for a protein of 461 amino acids. Gene Ontology annotation, biological process: attachment of spindle microtubules to kinetochore; protein localization to kinetochore; cell division. The record is from RefSeq and is a predicted model, not a curated record. Gene Ontology annotation, cellular component: nucleus. Lineage: Eukaryota; Metazoa; Chordata; Actinopteri; Pleuronectiformes; Cynoglossidae.